Leucoraja erinaceus (little skate) is the source of this 1875-nucleotide messenger RNA. RefSeq names its product tumor susceptibility 101a (gene tsg101a). The transcript is spliced from 10 exons. Gene Ontology annotation, molecular function: ubiquitin binding. The record is from RefSeq and is a predicted model, not a curated record. Bases 91 to 1296 code for a protein of 401 amino acids. Gene Ontology annotation, cellular component: ESCRT I complex. Lineage: Eukaryota; Metazoa; Chordata; Chondrichthyes; Rajiformes; Rajidae. Gene Ontology annotation, biological process: endosome to lysosome transport; protein transport; protein modification process.
GGCGCACUCCGCGUCUUCGCUUCCGCUCGGGGCCUGCGUGGGCGGAAACGGAAGCAAAAAGCAAAUCAGAAGACGCAGUGAAGUAAAUACAUGGAAAGUAAGCGAGCUGUCGCCAUGGCGGUCACCGAGGGGGCGCUGAAAAGAAUGGUGUCAAAGUAUAAAUACAGGGAUCUGACAGUGCGAGAAAUUCUAAACGUUACCUCAACAUAUAAAGACCUCAAGCCCGUGAACGAUGCAUAUGUAUUUAACAAUGGUUCUUCUCAGGAGCUGAUGAGUCUCACUGGAACGAUUCCAGUUAGCUACAGAGGAAAUAUGUAUAAUAUCCCUAUAUGCGUGUGGUUACUGGACACUUACCCUUACAAUCCUCCAAUCUGCUUUGUAAAACCCACCAGUACCAUGAUGAUUAGAACAGGAAAGCACGUUGAUGCCAAUGGGAAAAUCUACCUCCCCUAUCUACACGAGUGGAAACAUCCACAUUCUGACCUCUAUGGGCUGAUACAGAUGAUGAUCGUCAUGUUUGGAGAGGAACCUCCUGUCUUUUCGAAGCUCGCUGCACCUCCAUCUUACCCUUCGUAUCAAGCUGCAGGGCCACCAACUCCUUCUUACAUGCCUGGAAUGACAGCAGGAAUGGCACAAUAUCCAGCAGGCCAUGCCAAUACUGGAGGGUUUCCAGGAUUUCCUUAUCCCCCGGGAGGUGCAUAUCCUCCAACCACAGCCACAGCGCAACAGCAUCCAUAUUCCAACCAGCCACCUGCCGCAGGUGUUGGUCCCGGCAGAGACACCAUUAGUGAGGAUACAAUCCGUGCUUCACUGAUCUCUGCAGUUAGUGAUAAACUGCGCUGGCGGAUGAAAGAGGAAAUGGACCGUGCCCAAGCUGAACUUGAUGCCCUCAAACGGACAGAGGAGGACCUAAAGAAAGGCCACCAGAAGCUGGAAAUGAUGGUCAAUCACUUGGAUCAGGAACUGACUGAUGUAGACAAAAACAUUGACGCACUAACGAAGAAGGAUGAGGAGCUGAGUGUUGCACUGGAGAAAAUGGAGAGCCAGACUGAAAAUAAUGACAUUGAUGAGGUUGUUGUGCCUACAGCACCCCUCUACAAACAAAUCCUCAAUCUUUAUGCUGAGGAGAAUGCCAUUGAGGACACCAUUUUCUAUCUGGGUGAAGCCCUGAGACGAGACGUCGUUGAUUUGGAAGUCUUCUUAAAGCACGUGCGUCUCUUAUCUCGCAAACAAUUCCAGCUUCGAGCGUUGAUGCAGAAAGCAAGAAAGACAGCUGGCCUUAGUGACUUGUACUGAGUGAUUCUUUGAUAUUUAGAACCGGAUCUGACUGACUGUCUGCAAUUAACCAACUUUAACGAAAGGAUAAGUUAUUAGAUAUUCUAGCUGUAAAUUAUGUUAAUUGAUUGUUUUCUUAAAUAUGGUUUUGUGAAGGCACUUUGUAUGUACCUGUAACUUUCAGGAGAGGUAGAAAUUGGAAUAAAGAUUCUUCAACUUGUAAGCUAAAUGUAAUUUUAUCACAUUUUCUAAUUUUGGUAGCUUUCUUACAAACGCCUGGAUCAUUUUUUCUUUAGAAUCUUGACUUCUACCAACACCAUUCCAAAUUAUUUAAAUGCACCUCAUUAAGAAUACUUAAAUCAACUUCAAAGCCGAUUUAAUGAUGAGUAAGUUUUCAGAAAUCAAGAAAAGUGAACUUGGGUUUGUUUUAAAGUGAUUGACUUUAUUCAAAGCUGCCUCCUCUACAUAAAUACUGGCAAUACUUGGGUAAGUAGAACAACAUGAUCAAACAUUACAACACUGUUCUGACCAGGGUUAGAAAAAUAGCCAUAAUUUACUCAAAGUAAAUCCUUACAGUCAAGAUAAGGGGGGGGGGGGGGU